UUUGGUCAGACAAGUGCGUGUAGUUGUCCGACAGAAGGUGGCCCAUUGUUGCUUUAAAUCUGUUUUAAAUAUAUAUAUACAUAUAUUUGCCCCAGACUUUAGGUGGAGCAACAUGUUCCCGAAUGUUCUCUGGCUAUGUAUUUGAAGGGAGUAAAAUUGCUUGCGGGAUAUGAGCCGCAUUUCAUGUUCUUUGGACAUUGUUGAUCGCGCUGGAAAUAAGCGAGCUAAACCUUUGCGUGGAGUCGUGUUGACACUGAUGCUUAUGACUUUGCGCCGUUGAUUCACCGUUGAUUUGCCAAAAGAAAGAUGAGAGUUGACGUAGGCUACUAAACUGGCACAUUAGGUUCAGCGUUGAAUUAACUUACACAUAUUUGCCACCUAACCGGUCUUGGCAAAUGUAGAAUUCGGUUUUCUUCUGCUGACUGAAACUGCUACUUCGGUUAAUCCGGUGAACAGAGCGCGGAGCCGGACAGGGAGCUCACCAAUUUAAAUGGACACGUUCUGACGGCUUGGUUUGCUGGUUCCCGAUGGAGACGGAGAUGUCUGACCCCGGUUCGGACGAAGAACAAACGGCACAGACUCCGAUGGAAGAAGAUAGUCACAGCAGUGGAAGCACACGAAAGGGCUGUGACCCGCUGUCUCAGACGCAGCGCAGCAGACUGCAGCACCGCCGCGCGCGCAUCAACCAGCAGAUCAACAAGGAGAUGCGCAUGAGGGCCGGGGCGGAGAACCUCUUCAGGGCUACCAGUAAUCAGAAGGUGAAGGAGACGGUGGCUCUGGAACUCAGCUUCGUUAACUCCAACCUGCAGCUGCUGAAGGAGGAGCUGGAGGAGCUCAACAGCAACAUGGAGGUGUAUCAAACCGACAGCGAGGCCGUUAAUGUUCCCAUGAUCCCGCUGGGCCUGAAGGAGACGAAGGAAGUGGACCUCUCUGUUCCUCUGAAGGACUUCAUCUGUGAGCACUAUGGAGAGGACGGGGCCCAGUAUGAGGGCGAGAUCAGAGAGUUCAUGCAGCUCAGACAGGCUAUGCGCACUCCCAGUAGGAAUGAGGAAGGGCUUGAGUUGUUAAUGGAGUUCUACAACCAGCUCUACUUCCUGGAUCACCGUUUCUUUCCGCCCAAUAAGACGCUAGGGGUGCACUUCCACUGGUACGACUCCCUGACAGGGGUACCCUCCUGCCAGCGCUCCCUGGCUUUUGAGAAGGGCAGCGUGCUCUUCAAUAUCGGGGCACUCUACACCCAGAUCGGGGCGAGGCAGGACCGGUCCAGCGUCCCAGGCAUCGACUGCGCCAUCGACGCCUUCCAGAAAGCAGCCGGUGCGUUUAACUACCUGAAGGAGAACUUCUCGAACGCGCCCAGUCUGGACAUGAGCGCGGCGUCGCUGUGCAUGCUGGUCCGGCUGAUGGUGGCGCAGGUGCAGGAGUGCGUGUUCGAGAGAGCGCUGCUGCUGCAGGACGCGUGUUUCACCUCCCUCCUGCAGGUGGCGCAAGAAGCUGCGCGGGUAUCAGACGUGUACUCGCUGGUGCAGCAGACCAUGACUCAGCCUCUGGUGAAGGACUACGUGCCGUUCUCCUGGGCCACCAUGGUGCAGGUCAAGACCGAGCACUUCCGCGCCCUCUCCCACUACUACGCCGCCGUGGCUCUGUGUGACCACGCCCAGGCCCCGGAGGAGGAUGACGGGGCGGGAGAGAAGGCUCUGAUGCAGCUGCACAUUAGGGAGCCAGAGGGCGUGGACCUCAGGGAGCUACUGAGGAACCCGGAGGAGAGACGCAAACUGGGUAAAGCUCACCUUCGGUGUGCAGUCAUGCGGCACGAGGAGUCCCUGCGGCUGCACGGUCUGUGCAAGAUCCUGCGCAAGAUGGACAUCCUGCAGGAGGUGCUGUCCUUCACACACAGACGCUCGCUGGACAAGUACUCCGACAUCGACCGCGAGGACGACUUCUUCGAGAUCGCCGAAGCCCCCAAUAUCCACUCUAAAACUCAGCAGAAGCCGGACAUUCAGACGCCGGACUUCUCCUCGGUCAGAGUGAGCGACAUCUUCCACCGGCUGGGCCCGUUGGCGGUGUUUUCGGCCAGGAACAGGUGGGGGCCGCGGCGGCAGGUGCACCUGGUGAGAGGAGAGGCCGGCCUGGGCCUCACUCUGAGGGGAGACUCACCUGUGCUCAUCGCCGGAGUGGUACCAGGAGGCAGUGCAGCGGAGGCGGGGCUAAAGGAGGGAGAUUACAUCAUCUCUGUGAACGGGGUGGACUGCAAGUGGGCGAAGCAUGCAGAGGUGGUGCAGCUCCUGAAGACAUGCAGCGACGGAGGGGUGGAGCUAAGCGUCAUCACUCUACUGACCCCUGAGCUACAGCAGGAGAGGAGGUCAGUGCUGAUGUCCCUUAGCAGGGACAAGGAAAACACCUGCGAGGGGAACCAGGGUGGGGCCAGGGGGCGUGGCUCCCUACUGAACUGGACAAGGAGGAAGAGUGGGGGAGGUGCGGGAGGAGGGGGGACCACCAAGAGACCCGCUAGCACCUUCAGCCUUCUGCCUUUCGGAAACCUGCGGGACAGCGGGGCCAUGUACUGAUCCACAGAGAGAGAGAG
Messenger RNA from Anguilla anguilla (European eel), 2581 nucleotides. RefSeq names its product rhophilin, Rho GTPase binding protein 1 (gene rhpn1). Gene Ontology annotation, molecular function: protein binding. Gene Ontology annotation, biological process: negative regulation of stress fiber assembly; signal transduction. The record is from RefSeq and is a predicted model, not a curated record. Lineage: Eukaryota; Metazoa; Chordata; Actinopteri; Anguilliformes; Anguillidae. The transcript has 16 exons. The coding region runs from base 528 to 2564 and encodes 678 amino acids.